AUGUUUACUCCAGAUGUAUCUUUGACCAAUGCACGCCUUGUUGGCGAUGGCUCACCGGUCACAAAAAAUGAGCCGGCACUGGCAUUUGCAUCUACCUCUACCUCCACCAUGAAUUCUGUGCCCACCAUGGGGGAAUCUGGUCCACCCAUUCAUCUGGUUGGUGCAUUUCCGGUACCACCUCCCACUGUCCCAAUGGCAUCUAUGCCUUCUACUACCACCCUUCACAUGCUGGUCACUGGGCCAUCAAAUGUGCCGGCUGAUGGGUCGGUCGUUGUAAGGCCAGUCCAAUACCAUGGUGGAUUGUAUGAGAUCUUACUGGAUAAUACACCUACCUUCCGGAUGAUAUACCCACAGGAUGAUUUACAUACCAGAUAUUUUUUCAACUGGUGUAUAUACCUACCGACCAGAUUAUGUGCCUUCCAGAUUAUAUACCCACUGUAUUAUAUGACCGGAUUAUAUACCUACCAAGCACAUUCCUACACUACCAUCUAUACUAUAUACCCCUGGCCCAUCCAUUUGGCUUGGGUACACACAUUCACUCGGCUCACUCCUAUAUCACGGUACAAUUAUUACCAUGGGCCCAUGUGGGAUGGCCCGUCCCCAUUGAACUGCCUGCGGAAGGUUUGGACAAGUGUGCCUGGCCUUCGUAAAGUCAAGGGAGGUCGGGGAAUGGUAUGGAAUGGUUUCUUUGCCGUCGAGGUUGCUGCUUGGUGCCACAAUUGGAGGAUCUUUGAUAUCGAGUUUGUGCUGGGGCAGUUUGAUGACCUGAACGGCCUUGAGUUCCAUCUCUGGGAAGGGUGCGAUUGA
Messenger RNA from Suillus bovinus, 807 nucleotides. RefSeq lists its product as uncharacterized. The record is from RefSeq and is a predicted model, not a curated record. Lineage: Eukaryota; Fungi; Basidiomycota; Agaricomycetes; Boletales; Suillaceae. The transcript has 7 exons. The coding region runs from base 1 to 807 and encodes 268 amino acids.